AUGGCUACAAGUGUUAAGAGAAAGGCAUCCGAGACUUCCGAUCAAAAUAUUGCAGAAGAGCACAAAAAACGUUCCACACAGGAAAGCACAACUCAUUAUGGGAAAGAAGAAAACGGCCGCAACAAUCAAAUUGACAACGUGCAUGUAAUGCCCGAAGAAGAAGAUGAUGACGGAAGCGACACUUCACCUCAAGACCAGGAAAUCGCGGCAAACAAUACUGCUUCUCGCCGCAAUGGAAGGGCCACCGCAACAGAGUCUCACAAUAUUCACAUAGCUAGAGAGACUGCUGAACUAUUCAAAUCUAAUAUCUUCAAGUUACAAAUCGAUGAGUUAUUGGAGCAAGUGAAGUUGAAAGAAAAACAUGUUUUGAAAGUAGAAAAGUUCUUGCACAAACUAUAUGAUAUCCUACAAGAGAUUCCUGACUGGGAAGAAAAGACAUUGGCUGAAGUGGACUCUUUCUUCAGGAACAAGGUAGUUUCUGUUCCAUUUGUUGACCCCAAACCUAUAGCUCAAACUACUAAUUAUAAAUUCAAUUACAAAAAACCAGAUAUCUCUUUAAUUGGCUCCUUUGCACUCAAAGCUGGAAUUUAUCAGCCCAACGGUUCUUCUAUUGAUACUUUACUAACAAUGCCAAAAGAGUUAUUCGAAAAAAAAGAUUUCUUGAAUUUCAGGUGCUUACAUAAGAGAAGUGUUUAUUUGGCAUACCUUACCCAUAACCUAUCAAUAUCAUUGAAGAAACAUAAAUUAGAUUCAUUUUUACAACUUGAGUAUUCUUAUUUUGAUAAUGAUCCGCUCUUACCGAUUCUAAGAAUCUUUUGUUCCAAGCCGACAAGUGAUUCUCCAUCUGAAUACAAUUUUUACAAGACCAGAUUCUCCAUCAAUUUAGUUAUUGGUUUUCCUUAUAAGGCCUUUGAACCAAAAAAACUGUUACCCAACAGAAACUGUAUCAGAAUAGCACAAGAAGGUAAAGAAGUUUCUUUACCAGCUACUCCUCUUUACAACUUUUCAGUAUUAUCUUCAACAACUCAUGAAAACUAUUUGAAGUACUUAUACAAGACCAAAAAGCAAACAGAAUCGUUCAUAGAAGCCACCGUUUUGGGUAGAUUAUGGUUACAGCAACGUGGAUUUUCAUCCAAUAUGUCUCAUUCUGGUUCGUUAGGCGGAUUCGGCACUUUCGAAUUUACUAUCUUAAUGGCAGCGUUAUUGAAUGGAGGUGGUGUCAACAGUAACAAGAUUUUACUUCACGGGUUUUCAUCCUACCAAUUGUUCAAAGGUGUAAUAAAGUAUUUGGCUACAAUGGACUUAUGUCAUGAUGGUCAUUUACAAUUCCAUUCCGAUGCAGAGAAUACUUCUAGCUCGCCAGCUUCUAAGUAUAUCGAUGAAGGUUUCCAAACUCCAACGUUAUUUGAUAAAUCGACCAAGGUUAAUAUCUUGACAAAGAUGACUGUUUCCUCUUAUCAAGUUUUGAAAGAAUAUGCUAUUGAAACACUAAGAAUGUUGAACAAUGUGGUUCAAGACCAAUUUUCAAAUAUUUUCUUAACCAAUAUUAGCCGUUUUGAUAAUUUGAAAUAUGAUUUAUGUUACGACGUACAGUUACCUUUAGGAAAGUACAAUAAUUUGGAAAUUUCUUUGGCUGCGACAUUUGGUUCAAUGGAAAGAGUUAAAUUUGUCACUUUGGAAAAUUUUCUUGCACACAAGAUUACAAACGUUGCAAGAUACGCAUUGGGCGAUAGAAUCAAAUUUGUUCAAAUUGAGAUGGUUGGACAAAAAUCCAACUUUCCCAUCACCAAAAGGAAAGUGUAUUCAAAUACAGGAGGAAACCACUUCAAUUUUGAUUUUGUAAGACUAAAAUUGCUAGUUAAUCCUGCUGAAUGUGAAAAGUUAGUCACUAAGGGCCCUGCUCAUUCCGAAAACAUGUCUACUGAAGCGGCUGUUUUCAAAAAUUUCUGGGGAAUUAAGUCCUCUUUAAGAAGAUUCAAAGACGGCUCUAUUACACACUGUUGUGUUUGGUCUACAUCCUCAUCAGAACCUAUUAUUUCCUCAAUUGUUGAUUUUGUAUUGCAGAAGCAUAUUUCAAAAAAGGCACAAGUAUCAAACAAAUCAACUAAGCAGUUUCAUAAUUUUCUGCCCUUGCCAAACUUACCCUCAAGUGCUAAAAUAUCUGUUUUGAACUUGAGCAGUUUUUUCAACUUAAAAAAAGCCUUUGACGAUCUUUACAAAAUUGUUUUCCAAAUGAAACUACCACUUUCUGUAAAAUCCAUCUUACCAGUUGGCUCUGCAUUUAGAUACACUUCCUUAUGCCAACCAGUACCAUUCGCAUACUCAGAUCCCGAUUUCUUUCAAGACGUCAUUUUGGAAUUUGAAACCUCACCUAAAUGGCCAGAUGAAAUAACUUCUUUGGAGAAGGCUAAAACUGCUUUCCUACUCAAGAUUCAAGAAGAUCUAACCACUAAUCGUCCAAGUUAUAAAUCAUUUUUUACAAGAGAUGAAUCCAUUCCAUACAAUUUAGAGGUUGUAACUUUAAAUGUCUUGGCACCAGAAGGUUAUGGGUUCAAAUUCAGAAUUUUAACUGAGCGUGAUGAAAUUCUUUAUUUGAGGGCUAUAUCAAAUGCUAGAAAUGAGCUAAAGCCAGAAUUAGAGAAAACUUUCUUGAAGUUCACAGCCAAAUAUCUGGCUUCCGUGAGACAUACACGCAAUUUGGAGAAUAUAUCCCAUUCAUAUCAAUUCUAUUCCCCUGUGGUAAGAUUAUUCAAAAGAUGGUUAGACACUCACCUGCUACUUGGCCAUAUAACUGAUGAGUUGGCAGAAUUAAUUGCUAUCAAACCGUUUGUUGAUUCUGCGCCGUAUUUCAUUCCUGGGUCUGUUGAAAAUGGGUUCCUUAAAGUGUUAAAAUUCAUAAGUCAAUGGAACUGGAAAGAUGACCCAUUGAUUUUAGAUUUGGUAAAACCAGAAGAUGAUAUAGAGAAUUCACUUGAAACUAGUAUUGGUGCUGGUUCAGAACUGGACUCCAAAACUAUGAAAAUGCUUUCUGAAAGAUUGACCUUAUCUCAAUAUAAGGGUAUCCAAAUGAACUUCCAAAACUUGAGGAACAGUGAUCCAAACGGUACACAUUUGCAGUUUUUCGUAGCCUCCAAGAAUGAUCCAAGUGGUAUUCUAUAUUCAUCCGGUAUUCCAUUGCCUAUUGCCACAAGACUGACAGCACUAGCUAAAGUAGCUGUUAAUUUGCUACAGACACAUGGUCUAAAUCAGCAGACUAUCGAUUUAUUAUUCACACCCGGAUUAAAAGAUUAUGAUUUUGUCAUUGACUUGAGAACACCGGUAGGCUUGAAGCCCUCAUGUGGUAUACUUUCAGCUACAGAGUUUAAAAACAUCACUAAUGAUCAAGCUCCAUCCCUAUUUCCAGAAGAUUUAAGUGAUUUAAGUAAAAAAAUGGAUCCAACGUACCAACUGGUAAAAUAUUUGAAUUUGAAGUAUAAGAACAGUUUGAUUCUAUCGAGCCGUAAGUAUAUAGGUGUAAAUGGUGGUGAGAAGGGAGAUAGAAAUGUCAUCACAGGAUUAAUAAAACCACUUUUCCAAGGAACUCACAAAUUUAAAAUCAACUUAGAUUGCAACAUCAGACCUGUAGAUGAUGACAAUGUUGUUUUAAAUAAAGAAGCCAUAUUCCAUGAGAUUGCUGCAUUUGGAAAUGAUAUGGUGAUAAAAUUCGAAACCGAUUAA
Messenger RNA from Saccharomyces kudriavzevii IFO 1802, 3717 nucleotides. It is a transcript of the gene UTP22, whose product is annotated as rRNA-processing protein UTP22. NCBI's taxonomy places the organism in Eukaryota, Fungi, Ascomycota, Saccharomycetes, Saccharomycetales, Saccharomycetaceae. Bases 1 to 3717 code for a protein of 1238 amino acids. The transcript has a single exon. Gene Ontology annotation, biological process: rRNA processing; tRNA export from nucleus. The record is from RefSeq and is a predicted model, not a curated record. Gene Ontology annotation, cellular component: small-subunit processome; UTP-C complex; CURI complex.